GGAAAUAUCGCUCAGCGUCAUCCGUUGUUAUACGGUCUUAGUUGUAUAUAUGCGACACUCUCAGUCAAUACACAUCCUUAUUUUUCUGAUUAUGUUGGGUCUGUUAGGAAAAAUCAAUCGGAUAUCCAUAUCUUUUAUCAUUUUAUGAUGGCACAACAAAUCGUGAAAUUUAAUAAUGGCAAUACUUGUCCCAUUCUUGGUUUGGGUACUUGGCAGUCCAAGCCGAAUGAAGUGAUUCAAGCAGUUAAGGAUGCCAUUGACAUCGGCUACCGGCAUCUAGAUUGUGCCCCCGUUUAUGGAAACGAACCUGAGGUCGGUGCAGCAGUUGCCGCAAAAAUUAAAGAAGGCGUUAUUAAACGGGAAGAUAUUUUUAUCACGAGUAAAUUGUGGAACACGAACCAUCAACCUGAUCUAGUCGAACCUGCAUUAAAAAAGACUUUGAAUAAUCUUGGGCUUGAAUAUCUCGAUCUUUACUUGAUGCAUACACCAAUGGGGUUCAAGCCUGGUGAUGAUCCAUUCCCUAAAGAUGCUGAUGAUAAAUCUAUAAACGAUGAUACCGAUUAUGUCGAUACUUGGCAUGCAAUGGAGAAUCUUGUAAAGAAAGGUCUUGUAAAGAACAUUGGAGUGAGCAACUUCAAUUAUCAACAAAUGGAACGAAUACUUUCUAACUGUACAAUAAAACCAGUGACAAAUCAGGUUGAAUGCCAUCCAUAUUUAAUUGAGAAGAAAUUGUCUGACUUUUGCAAUUCUAAAGGAGUCCUGAUUACUGCUUACUGUCCUUUCGCUAAGCCAGGUCUUAACGUUGACGAGCCUGUACUGUUAGAAGACUCAAAAAUUACAGCGCUAGCUACCAAAUACAAAAAAACUCCUGCUCAAGUAGUACUGCGAUAUCAAAUACAACGUGGACACAUAGUGAUUCCUAAAUCAGUAACAAAAUCGAGAAUACAAGAAAACUUUAAUAUCUUUGAUUUUGAAUUAAGUUCAGAGGAUAUGAAUACAAUAAAUAGUAUGAAUUGUAAUAAAAGAGUUGGCUUAAGACCUGAAAAUUUCAGAUUUAAUCACCACAAAUACUUCCCCUACAACACAGAAUUUUAGUAUUAUUUUAUAAACCAACACUAAUAAAGAGAAUUUUAAUAUUAUAUUAUAAACCAUAAAUAAUGAAAUAUAUUUCUUUUUAAAUUA
Molecule: messenger RNA, 1182 nt
Organism: Bombus pascuorum
Lineage: Eukaryota; Metazoa; Arthropoda; Insecta; Hymenoptera; Apidae
Product: aldo-keto reductase family 1 member B1-like
Exons: 6
Coding region: 145-1095 (316 amino acids)
Cellular component (GO): cytosol
Molecular function (GO): aldose reductase (NADPH) activity
Source: RefSeq, a predicted model, not a curated record